Lemur catta (Ring-tailed lemur) is the source of this 1496-nucleotide messenger RNA. RefSeq names its product sperm tail PG-rich repeat containing 1 (gene STPG1). Gene Ontology annotation, cellular component: male pronucleus; germinal vesicle; female pronucleus. Gene Ontology annotation, biological process: epigenetic programing of male pronucleus. Gene Ontology annotation, molecular function: chromatin binding; histone binding. Bases 369 to 1373 code for a protein of 334 amino acids. The transcript is spliced from 10 exons. The record is from RefSeq and is a predicted model, not a curated record. Lineage: Eukaryota; Metazoa; Chordata; Mammalia; Primates; Lemuridae.
CGGCAUGCAGACACGUAAUUUUGGCAAAGUGACUCCAUUUCACUUCCUGGUUCGGUAAAGCCGGGCAUCACCUUUAUUAAGGCAAUCCCAUGGCCCCUCUCCUCUCACCCUCGAUGCAAAAAUGGAAAGAACAUUCUGAGGCAACGAGACCCAGACUAACAAGGCUGGUGACAGCAAGAAGAUUUCAGGCCCAUGCCAUCCUGUCAUGAACAGUUGUACAAGCAAGGGUACCAGUGAGACACACCUGGGCAGUGCUUUGUUCACAUCUGGAAUGCACCUGCUCUCAUCCUGACUUCACAGGUGCUUAGAAGAACAUGCAGUAGAGGUUUUCAUCAAACAAAUGGAUCAUGCCAUAGAACUUUGCUGACAUGGAUAACUCUGCAGAGGAAGACGAACCUACCGGCCAACUUCCCAGACGUGCCAACAGAAUACAGAAAGGUUUUACUGCUGCAUAUCCAACACAGUCCUCCAUUCCUUGUAAAUCCCGAGUCUCAGUAGUUCCAGAAUCAGAAAAAAAAGGAUUCAACAGUCAAGCCAAGAGAUUUUAUCAUAAGGAGGAUGAUCUCCCAGGUCCUGGGUUCUACAAUGUCAUUCACCAGUCUCCAGUGUCCAACAGUGUCUCAUUGUCCAAGAAAGGAACAUGCACUUUCCCCUCUAUGCGCACCCGGUUGGAUACCAGCAUUUCUAAAUAUCCUGCAGCUAACGCGUACACUAUCCCAUCAGACUUUAUUUCGAAGAAAGACUUCAGUAAUUCCUGUUCCAGCAUGUUCCAGUUGCCAAGCUUCGUAAAAGUUCUCAAAUCUGAAACUCCUGCACCAAACCAUUACAAUGCCUCUAUCUCUUGCUGCAAGCAGAGAAACAACGUCUGUGCCCGAGCUGGAUUUAUGUCAAAAACCCAAAGAGGAUUUUUCACUGUUCCUGAAAAAGGACCUGCCCCAGGGCAUUAUAAUGUUGAUGAUUCCCUUGUGAAGCAGUCACCAAAGAUAUUAAUGUCUUGUUUUAAAUCAAAAACCAACCGUGGAUUAAAAUUGACGUCAACAGGCCCAGGACCCGGUUAUUACAAUCCAAAUGAUGGCACCAAAGUUGAAAAAAAGACUCUUAUCCCGAAAAACCCCAUCCUAAACUUCUCUGCCCAGCCGUUGUCUCUGCCCCCAAAGCCGCCUCUCCCGGGCCCUGGGCAGUAUGAGAUCGUGGACUACGAGGGCCCCCCCAAGCAUUUCAUCUCUAGUGCAUCGUUUGUGUCCAACACCGGCCGGUGGACAGCGGCGCCGUCCCAGCCAGGCCUGCCUGGCCCAGCCACCUACAAGCCAGAGUUCCCAGGAAAGCAGUCCUUCCUCUACAACGAGGACAACAAAUGGAUCCCAGUGUUGUAGUGAUGUCACACAAGCUCAGGGGGAGCCCGGCCACCAGCCCACCCCACCCAGCUCCCCCAGGACGUUCCUUAGGAGAAUGUGCUGCCGCUGCGGGAGAGCUGAGGCUGGGCCGCUCGGCCACAC